Molecule: messenger RNA, 870 nt
Organism: Chaetomium fimeti
Lineage: Eukaryota; Fungi; Ascomycota; Sordariomycetes; Sordariales; Chaetomiaceae
Product: autophagy protein Apg5-domain-containing protein
Exons: 3
Coding region: 1-870 (289 amino acids)
Biological process (GO): autophagosome assembly; C-terminal protein lipidation; cellular response to nitrogen starvation
Cellular component (GO): Atg12-Atg5-Atg16 complex; phagophore assembly site membrane; cytoplasm
Molecular function (GO): Atg8-family ligase activity
Source: RefSeq, a predicted model, not a curated record
AUGGCCUCACCAUCGGCGUCCUCCACCCUGACCGGCUCCCCUCUUCCCGACCCUCGGACCGAUCACCGCCAGGCGAGCAAUGCUCCCGGCACGCCCGAUGCUCCCGACGCAGCUACACCGCUCCCCCAGAUCCUUUGGGGCCUGCAGGUGCCCCUGUACAUCACCCAUGCGUCCAAAUCCACCAACCCUUUCAUCGUGUCGGUCCCACGAUUCAGCUACCUCGCUUUACUGCUGCCCCGCUUGUCGCUCUAUUAUGGCCUGCCGUGCUCAAGCUUCCACCAUGAGGAGAUCCAGCUGCGCAACCUAGCGGUGGGCCUGCUGGUCGACCUGUACCAGCCUACCGCCCUUCCCUGGCGGCUCGUGGUUGGUGACGGCCCGGAGUGGGACAUUGCCGACACCUUUACCAACUCGGCGAAGGAGGCGGACUUUGUGAGAAAUGGCAAUGCUAAGCAGAUCAUGAGCCUGUCCAAGGAACACAGUACCACUUUGUGGAAUGCUAUCAAGGAUAAUGAUCAUGCCGCCUUCAGCAAGGUCAACAGACGGCUGCUCAACACUCCGUCUCCAUUAAAAAACGUCCCCAUGCGGAUCUACAUCCCCUCCUCCCCCAGCGACACAGGAGACACCACGCCAGGGUCUUUCAAGGUAAUUCAGAAUUUGGUGCCGCCACGACUAUCCAAUAGGACCCCGCAGACAUUGGGCGCCGCCCUCAAGAGCAUCCUCCCAACUCUCUUCCCCAGCAGCCGGGACCCUGUCCUGGCGAACGUGAUACUCCACGGCGGCCCUGUCCCCUUUCGAGCGCCGCUAGAGGAGCUGAUGCGCGAAGCCGCCUAUCCCGAUGGAUGGUUGUGUUUUUGUGUCGUGUUAUUAUGA